AUGAGUUCCCCUUCUACAGAAGAGAAAAUUAGACAAGCUGAAGUUAUCAAUGAUGAAGGUAUCGGAAAGGAAGCAAGUGAUGUUCCUCCACAGACGAUAGCAGGUGAAAACAACAACAACAACAACAACAACAACAACAACAACAACAACAACAGCGUAAACAGUGAUAUCAAUAACACUGCCGCCAGCGAGAAUCAAGACCUGUUUAGGACAGAUGUGGGAGUUCCUUCAGGAAACGUGGAUGAAAAACAACUAGAGGAAAUGGAUCAAUUACGUGAGGCCAACAAUGAACUUCCUCCCGAUUCUGAAAUAGAUUCUUUAUCACAUUUGAACUCAGACAAGUUAAACGAAACGGGGAAUCUAGAUAAGGAACUAGCUAGUCUAGUUCAACCUGGAGAAGAAAAGGAAAACACCUCCAACAAUUUUGAAAACAAUGUUGACUCAUAUACAGUAAAUGGACAAGAAGGAAAUGAGGUAAAUUUUGAUAAUGCCUCGAAGGCUGACAUGAAAAUAAAUCAAGAUUAUGCAACGAACGAGAACCGCAAGGCCGAUGAAGUUGUGGAGGACAUCUUACCAUCGAUACCCAAUGAUCAGGUUCCCGAAGAUAUAGAAUUUAGCGACCUGCAUCUCGCUGCAGAGACCAAAAAGAUUGAUGAUCCUGAUCUUAAAGAGGAGCCUGUUGUUGGUACUAAGACCAAUGCAGAUGCAGAUGCAGACACAAACGAAGUCACGCCAACUGAACCAGUAGGGGAACUUGUCAAUAGUGGAGCUCAGAACCAACAGGAACAAAACGAGGAGCAAAUCAAUAACAAUGCUGAUAUGGAAACAGACACCAAAUUGGAUGAAGUAAAAGAUGCAGACAGCAAAUUGGGAUUGGGAACUAAUGAUAUUGGGUCGCAACUGGCUAUCGACAAUGACAAAGUAGGGAAUGAAACUGGCACGAAGAUAGACACAUCUCAGCAAUUGGAACAACCUGAACAAGCUAAGCAACUUGAACAAGCUAAGCAACUUGAACAAGCUAAGCAACCUGAACAAGCUAAGCAAUUGGAACAACCUGAACAACCUGAACAACCUGAACAACCUGAACAACCUGAACAACCUGAACAACCUGAACAACCUGAACUCUCUAAACAACCUGAACAAACGCAACAACCUCAAUUGUCCUAUACAGGAGCUGAAGGAAUGCAAGAAUAUGAAAAGGAGGAAUUAAGCCAAGAGGCUGGCGAGAAUAAAGUUUUGAAAGAGAUUCAAGCUGAUGAUCCAUCUUUUGAUGCUGAUUAUAACAUGGAUGGUGCCAAUGAUGAUGGUGACGAUGAUGAUGAUGAUAAUAAUCGCAAAUCAGAUUUUAGUAUAGAAAAUUCUUUUCUUCCAAGUGAUUCAGAACCGAGGGAUGAAGAUACAGAGAUGAUGAAUGUGGAAGACCAAGUGAAAAAUGAAGUUCCAACUGCAGAUUCAUUCACAAACGACAUCUCUAACGCGAACCCAAACACAGACCUAAAUGCAAACCAGCAUAUAGACACCGAUACGAACUCGGAGUUCGUGCUGGUAGAAUCUCAAACACAAUCACAGCCACAACAAAAUGACGUGCCAUCCUUUGCUAAAGAAACUAAUAAUUCCACUUCUAAUAAUGAGGUGAAAAAAGAACCAUUUUCUUCUAAUACUCCUACAGCCACUGCUAACAAUAACAACAACAAUGACAAGAUCAAUAUAAACACCAACAACAACACCAACACCAACAUAGGCUCUCCAUCGGCUGGAAGUGCUGAGACAAAGAAUGGCUCGGGUAAUGUUGCUAGUGAAUCAUCAGAAUCUUCUCGCACGCAUGGACUGGAUGCGAAUGAAUCGGAAGAUAUUGUUGACGAUGACACUGAGGAACAGUCAACAAAGGUGGCACCAAAAUAUAAGCAAACCCACCUUAUAGUGGUUCCAUCAUACUCUGGCUGGUUUAAUAUGACAAAAAUUCACAAAAUCGAGAAAGAGUCAUUACCCGAGUUUUUUGAUACAAUGCACCCUUCAAAGUCCCCUAAAUUAUAUGUCAAUUAUAGGAACUUUAUGAUAAACUCGUACAGGCUCAACCCCAAUGAGUUCCUCACAUUGACAUCUUGUCGACGUAAUUUAGUUGGUGAUGUGGGCACACUUAUGCGUGUGCACAGAUUCCUCAACAAAUGGGGUUUAAUCAACUACCAAGUACGGCCGCAAUUCAAGCCGGGUUAUGCUGCUGAGAAGCAACCAAAUGGACAACUGAUUGAAUUACCGUACACAGGAGACUAUCACGUGAGGUUAGAUACACCACGUGGAUUGUUUCCUUUUGACACAUCACGAGUUCCCCCCGAACGCAUCGACAUUAAUAAAUUGAAAAAUAUUUUGCUGCUUGAGAGUGAAAGUGGUGAUAAGAAUAAAAGUGAAACCAAGAAUAGCGAUGUACAAGCUGCUGGGAGUCUCAUUGAGAAUGAGAAGGAUAAGGAAAAUGACAAGAAAAAUGUCCAAGGCAGAGACAACCACAGUAUCAAAAUUAAUACAGACAUCCAUGAUAGGGAAAAGCGUCGUGCAUCAGAACAAGGUGUUGAUGGCCAAUCACAUCAGAUAAAGAAACAAAAGACCAAGGAAAGAGCGUUAUCCGAUGAUUGGACUUCUGAUGAAGUUUCCAAACUUACAAAUGCCGUCAAAGAAUACAAGGAUGAUUGGUAUCAAAUUGCCAAUGCAGUUGGUACAAACAAGACUCCACAACAAUGUGUUCUUAAAUUUCUCAAGAUGCCAUUGGAGGAUCGGUUCAAUGAUCUCGAGUGCAACCCAAAGACCAUACAAGAGUUGUUGAAGUUUGCUUCUAAUUACCCAAUAAACUCUGUGGACAACCCAGUAUUGGCCAACUUGGUUUUUAUGACUCGAAUUGUAGAUAGCGAAGUGGCCAAAGCUGCAAGCGAGGCUGCAUGUAAAGCAAUGGAUGAAUGUAUCAAUAGGAAAAUCAAGGCCGUUUAUGGAUCUGAUGAUAAAAAUAAAGCUGAUGAACAAAGGAGAGAACUGAACACUGGAUCCGAUGUUAAGGUCGAAUCAGUUUGUUCCUCCGAAGUCAAUGGAGAGAAAGAAGAUAAAGAUUCCGAUGAAACAAACACACAGACAAAGGAGACCAAAGGACAGGAAAGUAACAAGCCCGAAGUAAAUGACGCGAGAAAUACUGACGAAAAAGAUGCCAUUGCUACAACUUUUGGUAUUGUUGGUGGUAGAAGUCAUUUAUUCUCGAGCUACGAAGAGCGCGAAAUGCAUAAGAUCAGUACAAACAUAAUUAACCAUGAGUUGGCCAAGGUUGAGACAAAAUUGUCCAAGAUUGAAGAAUUGGAGAAGAUAUACGAGCGUGAACGUCAAAACUUGUCCAAACAACAGGAGUUGAAUUUUAUGGAUCGUUUGGCAUUAACCAAAUCCACCAUUGGUAUAAUAAAGAAACUCGAGGAUGCAUGCGACAUGCUUGAAAGUGGUGAUAAGAAACCUGAAGAUAUUAAGUCAUUGAUUUCAGAUGCAAAGGAAUUACUUUAUAAGCCUACAAAGCAACUGUUUGAAGAUGUGCGAUCAGGACUUUCUCAAGGAGGUACCUCCGGUUCGAAUAGCAAUAAUAAGAAUAGUAAUGGUAAUGGCAAUAUGCAAGAUGAUGACUUUAAGCCCUUAUCUAUGACUGCGCCACAAGCAUUUAAGGUUUGGGUUCCUUGA
Molecule: messenger RNA, 3699 nt
Organism: Lodderomyces elongisporus
Lineage: Eukaryota; Fungi; Ascomycota; Pichiomycetes; Serinales; Debaryomycetaceae
Gene: ssr2
Exons: 1
Coding region: 1-3699 (1232 amino acids)
Biological process (GO): positive regulation of DNA-templated transcription
Cellular component (GO): SWI/SNF complex
Molecular function (GO): histone binding; DNA binding
Source: RefSeq, a predicted model, not a curated record